Messenger RNA from Sander lucioperca (pikeperch), 2518 nucleotides. RefSeq names its product SET domain bifurcated histone lysine methyltransferase 2 (gene setdb2). The record is from RefSeq and is a predicted model, not a curated record. Gene Ontology annotation, molecular function: DNA binding; histone H3K9 methyltransferase activity; zinc ion binding. NCBI's taxonomy places the organism in Eukaryota, Metazoa, Chordata, Actinopteri, Perciformes, Percidae. The transcript has 11 exons. Bases 523 to 2400 code for a protein of 625 amino acids. Gene Ontology annotation, cellular component: nucleus. Gene Ontology annotation, biological process: heterochromatin organization; negative regulation of gene expression.
GGUCAAUUCCAAAAGCGAAGUUCGCCUUUGGGUUUACGGGCCCUAAGUGUGGGCUUCCAGGCAGAUACACUGCAGUUAGCCGACAAAUACGUCUUAAAUCUUUAUCAACAAUUGGGUUUAUGUGCAAAUUAUAAAGCAAAACAACGUUUAUAGUAGUAUAGGUGAAGACACAUUACGUUUAAAAGUCGAAAAACUACCUGAAAAACAAAAAACCGGGAAAUAUUUACACAUUGAGGUCAACGGCGGCCGUUGAGGACCAAUAUAUACGGACAAUGUAAAUCUGUAAGAAAAGCGAAUGUAUGAUAUCAAUGCUAGAAGAUGUUGUUGUAAGAUUAAACGUUACGUUUGAUAUAAACGGCUAAAAAGAAAGUGACGCUGCUGCUGACGUUAAUGUUAAUUAAGGUUGUUAGUAUCACAGUUAGUAUAACGCGGGAGGAAGCUAACGGCUACGUUAACUUACGUUAGAGCGGUGUGUUUUUAGCUAAGCUAAGCUAAGUGGGAGCUAACAGGCUAACGUCUCUGAUGGAAGAAGAGCCGUUAGACCCACAAGAUGUCGAGCGGGCGAAGACCUUCUGGGCCGAGGAGGACGUGGAUCAGGUGUUUGACGGGAUCUUUGAUUACCUGGAUUACCUGAAGAGAGUCCUGAAGAAGAACGCUGCGACAGAUAAAGAGUAUGUUCAGGGCCUGAAGCUGCUGGAGGCUCUGAACUCUCCGCUGGCCUCCGCUCAGGACUCCUCCGUGGUCCAGGUGGUCAUCGGCGCUGAUGAGUGUCAGCAGCCGGCCUACAGCCCCUCCCCCCCCUCCCCCCCCUCUGGCGAGUCGUCGUGCUCGACAGCCCCCCCCGCAGGCCGGGAGGAGGACCUGCAGCCUCCACUCACCCCCAACCAGCUGCAGUACCAGCUACACACCUGCACCAAGUCCUGUCUGCCCAGUUUACCCAGCAUGCCUCACUCCGCCACGGCGUUCUGGGGCCAGAACCCCCUGAAAGUGCCGCUGCUCUGCGGCUUCAGGCGGCUGAGCGCCGUGCCGCUGAUGAUGUCAUCCGGAGGGGAAGGCGACGCGGGGGCGGAGCAGGACGUGGAGGACUGGGACGUUGUCUACAAAACCCCGUGUGGGCUGAGCCUGCGUAACCAUGACGACGUGAUGCGUUUCCUGUUGGCCACAGAGAGCUACGACGUCAUGCAGAUGGACUUCUUCACCUUUAACCCGUGCGUCCGGUUGGACCCCCCCCAGCCCGCUGGCCCCCGGCGGCCCGAGAUGGACCUGAGCCGCGGCGUGGAGCCCACGCCCGUGCAGCUGUGUCUCGCCGACUGCGGCGCCCGGCCCGCCGAGUUCCGCUACAGGAAGGAGCGCUGGCCGCACGGCUGCUUCCUGAGCCGCGGCCCGGCGCUGUUCGCCGCCUGCUGCGACUGCACCGACGGCUGCAGCGACCCGCAGCUCUGCGCCUGCGUCAACGCCACCACCGGCGGGCGCCGCUACAGCCACCACCGGCUGACCGAGCCCGUAACGCCAGGGCUGUUUGAGUGCGGCCCGUGGUGCGGCUGCGUACGGACGCGCUGUCAGAACCGUCUGGUCCAGCGAGGGAUCACCGUCCGCCUGCAGGUCUUCCAGACCGGCGCCUGCGGCUGGGGCGUCCGUUGCCGCGACGACCUGGACCACGGCACGUUCGUGUGCAUCUACGCAGGUGUGAUGUUGCGGCGGGCCCAGAGUCCGUCCACCGUCCCGGCUCUGAAGCUGGCGAGGACGGAGCUGCCGUCUGAUGACGAGGUGGAGGUGGUGACGGAGUGGCUGGCGCCGCCGGUGCAGGAGGGCCGCGGCGUGCCGGAGCCAGCGGGGGGGACGCCAACAUCACACGUCACCGUCAUCCAGAGACACACGGACAACAACGGGGCCAGCACGCCACACGACAGAGACAGGUCGUCGUUGGCCGUCUCUCCGGAGACUCCGCCCCCUUCAGCCGGCGAGCCGACGAUGGAGGAGGAGAGGGUCGCCGCGGCAACAGGCAGUCCUGAGGCGAAGGCAUCAGCGGCGGCGGCGGCGGCGAAGGCCACGAAGACUUUAAAGAGAGCGCUGAAGGAAGAGGAAGACGUUUACAUCCUGGACGCCAGCAAGGAGGGAAACGUCAGCCGGUUCAUCAACCACAGCUGCCAGCCCAACCUCUUCCUGCAGAACGUCUUCACCGACACACACGACCCCGGCUUCCCCGUCAUCGCCUUCUUCACCAGCAGGGUUGUUGCGGCCGGCACCGAGCUGACCUGGAACUACUCCGCCGACACACAGCGGAAACAGGAAGUGCCGUGUCUCUGCGGCAGCGACGGCUGCCGAGGACGGUUCGCCGUGGAGGAGACGCUGUGUGACACGUGCGAGGGCGAAGGCGAAGGUCAGGGUGAAACGCAGUAACACCUCCAGCAGCUUCACACGCUCACAGAACAACAAAAUACAUAUUUUUUUAUACUAACAUGCUGUAAAAUAACGGUUACAUUUGUGUUUUGUUUUUUUUCUAAAUAAAUGAACUCAA